AUGGCAGAGCACAUGUCGGACUGCGAUGCGAUGACUGAAAUGGUCAGUUCUCCGUGGCUCCGACUCUCGCUCACUGUCAACCUCGCCAUCACGAUCGUCUCGUUCCCGGUGCUCCUGGGAGCCCUUUACUACAUUAACACGCAGCGGCUGUUCCAUCGGAAUACGAGAAUUCAGGUGCAAGUGCACAUAUUCGGAUUGCUCAUUCAUUCGACUGGGAGGUAAGAGGACUGUGAUUACAAGAUGAGUCAAGUCUCACACUUUGUCUGUAAACGGAAGUGAGCGGAGAAGUUCUUGAAAUAGUGUUAAUCCUAUCAACAAGAUGUUUGAUGUUUUCUUUUCAUUUCAGAAGCGCCCUCCAUUUGCUCGACCUCAUUAACUACCUGAGCAACACUGGCUGCGACGCACUCCCCAACUUCUACCGAUGUCUGAUCACACGUGGCAUCUACAACUUUGGCCUCGCACUGGCCGCAAUGUGCUCCGCGAGCCUCGUCAUCGAACGCUUCUUCGCGCUCCUCUACAGUUCGACGUACGAAAUGUGCUCGAAAACGUUCGGAGUGCUCCUCGGGUUCGUUCAGCUCGUCCUCGCAUUCGCCUUCCUCUUCAAACUCUAUCUCAACGCGCCCUUCUCGCCCGACCCCGAUCACGUGCUUUAUUAUUGCCAGACACUGGCUUCCGGCUACGGCUCCGUCUGGACAAUCAACGCUCCGCUCUACGCCGUUGUGCUCGGCCAAUGCGUGUGCCGGUUCGUCUUCUGGUAUCUGGAAGUUGAGACGAAAGUGAGAAUUAGUGAAUGAAUAAGAGAGGGUCGAAACGGAACUUAUUCAGAAGACGAGAAGCACACAAAAGUUCCACACUCUAAGCACGCGGUAUACUCUCGAGCAGGGAAUUCGGUCGAUCCAGGCGCUGAACAUGUUCAUCAACGUCAAUUUCAUCGUGUUCACGGUGCUCUCCUUCAUCGAAACGAUUCUCCACUUCAACAUUUCGCGAAUGCAACGGCCCACUUACUUUGCCCUCGUGGAAGUGAUACAUUUUCUGCCAACAUACGGAAUCAUUCUUUCAAUGUACAUUUAUUAUUCACUGAAAAAGGUGAGCCUCUUUCGAACAGGGAUAUAAUCCUACGGAUGCGUAUUCGAUUCAGUUGGACAAAAAGAUGAAGACAUCAUUGGCUCAAAGCAUCCACGUGGACCCCAAUGUCUAUCAUAUCGAGUUCAGGCGACAAAUCGGAUGA
Molecule: messenger RNA, 1228 nt
Organism: Caenorhabditis sp. 36 PRJEB53466
Lineage: Eukaryota; Metazoa; Nematoda; Chromadorea; Rhabditida; Rhabditidae
Source: the annotation of a GenBank genome assembly